GCGCACUACCCCGAGAAACGUGCGACGGGAACCUCCGCGGUUCCCCAAGUUCGCCUCCUUCACUACUCUCGCGCCCCGGCACGCCUGAAAAACCCCACCCCUCCUGCCGCUCCGCCUCUCCCAUCACUUCCCACGCCCCUCGCCGCCUCCCAUUCCAGCGUGGACACGACGCCACUCGCCAGCACGGAGACGCGCGCCUCGAAGCACUACUGCACUAGCCAGCCGUCGUUCUUCCGCGCCGGCGCCAUGCACCGGGUGCUCGUGAGCUCGCUUGUGGCCGCCACGCCGCGAUGGCUGCCCCUCGCCGACUCCAUCCUCCGGCGCCGCCGGCCGCGCUGCUCCCCUCUUCCCGUGCUGAUGUUCGAUCGGAGGGCUUGGUCCAAGCCAAGGAAGGUCUCACGAGGCAUUUCAGUGGCGUCCAGGAAAGCUAACAAACAGGGAGAAUACUGUGAUGAAAGUAUGCUGUCGCAUAUCAUGUGGUGGAAAGAGAAAAUGGAGAGGUGCAGAAAACCAUCAUCCAUACAAUUGACUCAGAGGCUUGUGUAUUCAAAUAUAUUAGGGUUGGAUCCGAAUUUAAGAAACGGAAGCUUGAAAGAUGGAACCCUGAACAUGGAGAUUUUGGUAUUUAAAUCAAAAUUUCCUCGUGAGGUUCUACUUUGCAGAGUAGGAGAUUUCUAUGAAGCUAUCGGUUUUGAUGCCUGUAUUCUCGUAGAGCAUGCAGGCUUAAAUCCUUUUGGAGGUUUGCGUUCCGACAGUAUUCCUAAAGCUGGGUGUCCAGUCGUGAAUUUACGGCAGACAUUGGAUGAUUUGACUCGAUGUGGUUAUUCCGUGUGCAUAGUCGAGGAAAUUCAAGGCCCAACUCAAGCCCGUGCUCGGAAAAGUCGAUUUAUUUCUGGGCAUGCCCAUCCUGGUAGUCCUUAUGUAUUUGGUCUUGCUGAAGUAGACCAUGAUGUAGAGUUCCCUGAUCCGAUGCCUGUUGUUGGGAUUUCACAUUCUGCAAAAGGUUAUUGCUUGAUAUCUGUGCUAGAGACAAUGAAAACUUAUUCAGCUGAGGAGGGCUUAACAGAGGAGGCUAUUGUUACUAAGCUCCGCAUAUGUCGUUAUCACCAUCUAUACCUUCACAAUUCUUUGAAGAAUAAUUCUUCAGGGACAUCACGCUGGGGUGAAUUCGGUGAAGGUGGGCUCUUGUGGGGAGAGUGCAGUGGGAAGUCCUUUGAGUGGUUUGACGGUUCACCUAUUCAAGAACUUUUAUGCAAGGUACGGGAAAUAUAUGGCCUUGAUGAGAAAACGGUUUUUCGCGAUGUCACCGUCUCAUUGGAAGGCAGGCCCCAACCUCUUCAUCUUGGGACUGCUACUCAAAUUGGAGUCAUACCAACUGAGGGAAUACCGAGUUUGUUAAGAAUGGUGCUUCCUUCAAAUUGUGGCGGGCUUCCAUCAAUGUAUAUUAGAGAUCUUCUUCUUAAUCCUCCAUCAUUUGAGGUUGCAGCAGCGAUCCAAGAGGCUUGCAGGCUUAUGGGCAACAUAACCUGCUCCAUUCCUGAAUUUACAUGCAUAUCAGCAGCAAAGCUUGUGAAACUACUUGAGUCGAAAGAGGUCAAUCACAUUGAAUUUUGUAGAAUAAAAAAUGUCCUUGAUGAGAUUAUGCUCAUGAACAGGGAUGCUGAGCUUUCUGCAAUCCUGCAUGAAUUACUGGUACCUGCUUCUGUGGCUACUGGUUUCAAAGUUGAAGCUGAUAUGCUAAUGAACGGAUGUAGCAUUAUUUCACAACGAAUAGCUGAAGUGAUUUCUUUAGGUGUUGAAAGUGAUCAGGCAAUAACUUCAUUGGAAUAUAUUCCAAAGGAGUUCUUCAAUGAUAUGGAGUCAUCUUGGAAGGGGCGCGUGAAAAGGAUCCAUGCUGAAGAAGAGUUUGCAAAUGUUGAUAGGGCUGCUGAGGCAUUAUCAAUUGCGGUCAUUGAAGAUUUUAUGCCAAUUAUUUCGAGGGUGAAAUCUGUAGUGUCCUCGAAUGGAGGUUUGAAAGGAGAAAUCGGUUAUGCAAAAGAACAUGAAGCUGUUUGGUUUAAAGGAAAGAGAUUCAUACCAAAUGUAUGGGCUAACACACCUGGUGAGCAGCAAAUAAAACAACUGAAGCCUGCAAUUGAUUCAAAAGGCAGAAAGGUUGGGGAGGAAUGGUUUACAACAAGCAAAGUUGAGAAUGCUUUAGCCAGGUACCAUGAAGCUUGUGAUAAUGCAAGAAAUAAAGUUCUUGAGCUGUUGAGAGGCCUUUCUAGUGAAUUGCAGGACAAAAUUAACAUACUUGUCUUUUGCUCAACACUGCUCAUCAUUGCAAAAGCACUUUUUGGUCAUGUUAGUGAGGCUCGAAGAAGAGGUUGGAUGCUUCCUACUAUAUCUCCCUUAUCAAAGGACUGUGUUGUGGAGGAAAGUUCAAGUGCAAUGGAUUUAGUAGGACUAUUUCCUUACUGGCUUGAUGUUAAUCAAGGAAAUGCAAUAUUGAAUGAUGUCCACAUGCACUCUUUAUUUGUUCUUACUGGCCCAAAUGGUGGUGGUAAAUCUAGCAUGUUGCGAUCAGUCUGUGCAGCUGUGCUUCUUGGAAUAUGUGGCCUGAUGGUACCUUCAACUUCAGCUGUAAUCCCACAUUUUGAUUCCAUUAUGCUGCAUAUGAAAGCCUAUGAUAGCCCAGCAGAUGGGAAAAGUUCAUUUCAGAUUGAAAUGUCGGAGAUACGUGCUUUAGUCAGCCGAGCUACUGCUAGGAGUCUUGUUCUGAUUGAUGAAAUAUGUAGAGGCACAGAAACUGCAAAAGGAACAUGUAUAGCUGGUAGCAUCAUUGAAAGACUUGAUAAUGUUGGCUGCCUAGGCAUCAUAUCAACUCACCUGCAUGGGAUUUUCGACCUGCCUCUCUCACUUAGCAACACUGAUUUCAAAGCUAUGGGAACUGAAGUGGUCGAUGGAUGCAUUCAUCCAACAUGGAAACUGAUUGAUGGCAUAUGUAGAGAAAGCCUUGCUUUUCAAACAGCAAGGAGGGAAGGCAUGCCUGACUUGAUAAUCACCAGGGCUGAGGAGCUAUAUUUGAGUAUGAGUACAAAUAACAAGCAGGGAGCAUCAGUGGCGCACAAUGAGCCUCCUAAUGGCAGCCCCAGUGUAAAUGGCUUGGUUGAGGAGCCUGAAUCUCUGAAGAACAGACUAGAAAUGCUGCCUGGUACCUUUGAGCCGCUGCGGAAGGAAGUUGAGAGUGCUGUUACUACGAUGUGUAAGAAAAUACUGUCGGACCUUUACAACAAAAGUAGCAUCCCAGAACUGGUCGAGGUGGUCUGCGUUGCUGUAGGUGCUAGAGAGCAACCACCGCCUUCCACUGUUGGCAGAUCUAGCAUCUACGUGAUUAUCAGAAGCGACAACAGGCUCUAUGUUGGACAGACGGACGAUCUUCUGGGGCGCUUGAACGCCCACAGAUCGAAGGAAGGCAUGCGGGACGCUACGGUAUUAUACGUCUUGGUCCCUGGCAAGAGCGUUGCCUGCCAGCUGGAAACCCUUCUCAUAAACCAGCUCCCUUCGAGGGGCUUCAAGCUCAUCAACAAGGCAGACGGGAAGCACAGGAACUUCGGUAUAUCUCGAAUCUCUGGCGAGGCAGUUGCUACUGGACGGAACUAG
Molecule: messenger RNA, 3642 nt
Organism: Zea mays
Lineage: Eukaryota; Viridiplantae; Streptophyta; Magnoliopsida; Poales; Poaceae
Product: DNA mismatch repair protein
Biological process (GO): mismatch repair
Molecular function (GO): ATP binding; mismatched DNA binding
Source: RefSeq, marked provisional